Molecule: messenger RNA, 2926 nt
Organism: Ixodes scapularis (black-legged tick)
Lineage: Eukaryota; Metazoa; Arthropoda; Arachnida; Ixodida; Ixodidae
Product: protein lifeguard 4
Exons: 6
Coding region: 205-933 (242 amino acids)
Biological process (GO): negative regulation of apoptotic process
Cellular component (GO): membrane
Source: RefSeq, a predicted model, not a curated record
GUACCUAGAAUAGUCAAAUAGUUGCGGAGGUGGCGAAGGCUAAAGGUUCCGUUUUCCAGUUUUCCGUUAAGCUGCGGCAGCUGCGCUAUUUCGCUGGCUUUGCAGUAUUUGCCCAGUUCUCUCGCUUCGUUCGUGUUGGUUUGUGCCGUCUGUGUAACAACCUAGUGCAGCUAACCCGAGAAGCCCAUUCCCAAGCAAUCCUCAAUGGCGGACGUGAAGAUUAACGUCGACGACCACUCCAGCAAGAACUCGAUCAUGGACGACUUCUGCUACAACAACAACGUCUCCAAAUCCAAUGUUUACGUCAGACUAGGAUUCCUGCGCAAGGUGUACGGCAUCCUGAGUGUGCAGUUCUUCCUGACCACGGUGAUCACGGCCAUCACCAUGUUCACUCCGGCAGCAAAGCUCUACAUCAGCCAAAACCACUGGAUGGUGACCGGGGCAUUCUUCAUGUCCCUGAUCCUGCUGGUCCUACUCAUGGUGAAGAGGAGGCAGACACCGACCAACUACAUCCUCCUCACAGCCUUCACCUUUGUACAGUCUUACACCGUGGCAGUUGUGGUGUCCUUCUACGACCAGAUGGCGGUGCUCCAGGCGUUCCUGCUAACGCUGGGUGUGACUGUGGGGCUCACGCUGUACACCUUCCAGAGCAAGCGUGACUUCUCCACGUGGGGAGCAGGGCUGUACGCCUUCCUCAUGGUGCUGGUGGUGGGAGGCCUGCUGCAAUUUGUGGUGGCCAGCAGCCACCUGGAGCUGGUGCUGUCCCUGGCCGGGGCAGCCCUCUUCUCCUUCUUCCUCAUCUUCGACACGCACAUGAUCAUGCACAGGGUGUCGCCCGAGGAGUACAUCCUGGCGACCAUCGAGCUCUACCUGGACGUCGUCAACCUGUUCCUCCACAUUCUGCGCAUCGUGGGCGAGGCCAGGAGGCACUGAGGCCCCCCGGCAGAGGGGCCCUCGCGGGGCAGAGACCCCGGCGCGAAGUCGGUACCACGUGGGCCAGGCGGAGUUAACCCGCUUCGUGUGCAGGGUUUCCCAUGAAGACAUUUACGAGGUCGUCGUUUUUCAUCGCAAAAUUAAGCUACGCAUUGCCGAACGCCCAUUCUUCGCCUAAAUGCAGCUCCGGCAGUCUGGACCAGAUGCUAAAGUUUCAGAAGUAGCCGUUAUUUUGUUUAAAAGUUACGAGCAAUUUUUUGAAAUUUUCGAUGGAAAAAUGGCGGUUGACGGAGCCCUCAAAUACGCGGAGCUGAACGGCGCCGGUUUUACCGAGAGCAGGCUUCAUUUUUUCAUUAUAAUUUUCAGAAAACGACGUAACUUUUGAGUAAGUUAACGGUUAGCUCUGAAACUUUGGCAUCCGAUUCAAACCGAGAGCGCUAAAUUUGGGCGGGAGCUGAGCAUUCGGCAAUGCGUCGUUUGUUUUUGCGGUAAAAAAAAACAGAAAACCUCUAAAUUGUUGUUUGGGACACGCUGCAAGUCGCAUAAGUCAUGUUUACGUGCUACCCGACCGUCAUUGAACCUGAAAGGGAAUCCAGAUGAAGGGGUUUAUUCGAUGAAAGUACGGAAGGAAACGCUCUUGUCAGCCGAAUGUUGAAAAUAAAACCCAAAAUUUUCCUCUUAGUUUGUUAAAUAAAAAAUUUAAAAACAUUCUUACGGGCCAUUUAAGUUUUUGACUAGGAGAACAGGUGCAAAAUCAGUAUGAUUUUUUUUACUCCCCUGUUUUCCGUCAAUCAAAGACCCAUAGCAGCAUUUUUAUUUUUUUGCACUGGCACUCCACAUUGGUCUAGAAGAAAGUUGUGUUUUUAGUCAUAACUUUUAAUUAAAACAAAUUUGAUAUAUUCAAAAAAACAAAUGCACCAAAAUACAGCGUUUUAGCACAGAAAACUGAUCUUAGGAAUUUUUUGUUUUAGUGGGUUAGAUCUACUUGGCUCUUGCUGUAUGUACCGGUGCACCCAUUUUUCGAGGGCACACAUUCUCGUAGACGCUGUACGGAACAUCCGGCUUGGCUGGGCCUGGGACCCGACACUGAAGCACCUGCACUUCUAAUUUUCUAGUUUUUGUGUGUGCAUCUUUUUUUUUUUUUUUUUGUUCUCUUAUUAAACGGUUAACCAAGAACAGUUUUCUCUCGUGUGGUAUAAAGCCCCUUGAUGUGUUUGCAGUUGUCUUACAAGUAAUGUCAAGUGCGGCAGUGCAGGUUUUGGAAAGAGGGUGCCUUGUGGCCAGUAAAUAAAGAAAAACAUUUGUCUCGCGUUCAGGCAUGCUCAAGCAUUCGGAUUUCAAAAAGCCUUUCCGGCUUUGGUGGCUGAUCAAUUCCAAGCACCGUUUCAUUUUCGCUUUUUUUUUUUUUUUUUUUUUUUGGGCAGUUGAGAGCUUUUGCAAACGUCAUUGAUUAAAGUGGGUCGAUUGGCCGUAGUUUGUUGUAGGUUGCACGCCUCGCAACGAACGAGGUACGUUCUAUGCUUGCAUGUAAAAUCGAUAGUCUGUUCUUUUGAUGUGGGAGGCUAUAUAAUUCAGAUACUGUAUUCUUUGUUACAUUGUUUUGCAAAAGUUUACGUUCCUGUUGACACACAUGCAUGGCUGCGCCUUGCAUGUAUAGUUGCUCAAGGCCGAUGAAAAGAAAAACAAUUUGGAGUAGCCACUGUCCUUUCUCUUUGAGGAAAGGUCUCCCUCUGAGCUCCGAAGUUUUUCAUUAAUUUUUAUUUUUAUUGUGGUACACCAACUUGAGAAUCGGUCUAUCUAAUCCUGUAACGUCGCAGUCUUUUGUGUUUUUGUUUUUUUUUGGGGGGGGGGGGGGGGGGGGGGGGGAGGACGGAGGAGGAGGGGGAGCGAGGGAGGGAGGGGGGUAGAUGCUGAAGUUCUAUAAGCCUUUUCCUUGGCUAUGCCACUGGUCUGGUCCUAUGAUAAGAACAAUAAACAGAAAUCCUACCCUUUU